This is a messenger RNA of Homalodisca vitripennis (glassy-winged sharpshooter), 3609 nucleotides long. RefSeq names its product hemicentin-1-like. Lineage: Eukaryota; Metazoa; Arthropoda; Insecta; Hemiptera; Cicadellidae. The record is from RefSeq and is a predicted model, not a curated record. Bases 73 to 1368 code for a protein of 431 amino acids. Gene Ontology annotation, cellular component: neuron projection. Gene Ontology annotation, molecular function: protein binding. The transcript has 9 exons.
GCGAAGCGGCGCGUCAUAGCGUGUGGGUCUGUGUCAGUGACAGUGUCUAGUGUCAAGAAUAGACAGCGCGCUAUGGACUGGAGACUUCUAUUGUUCUUCUCCCUCACAGGUGGGAUCCUUGCUUCCAAGCCUCUUCUAAAGCCGCCAAAUUCUUCAAUCGACAAAUUUGAGAAUGAGUCAAUUGUCAUAUCCUGCUACACAUCAGCUGAUACCGAAGAAACAGUCACCUGGACAGCACCCAACAAGAGUAUUAUACCCAAUGUUGGCAGGAUCCACUACGAAAAGAUGGGGAAGACUUCUAUACUGCUGUUUGAUCACAUCCAGUACAACGACCGCGGACAGUAUACGUGCACGUCGGAGACCAAGGAGACGGCUUUUGUCAAACUCAAUGUCAUUAAAACAUCACAGUUUAUCAACACUCCCAAGGAGCACCGAGUGAAAGAGUACCAAAGUACACUCAUACGGUGUGAGGUUGACGUUGAUCCUAAGCCACAGAUGUCAUGGAAGAAAGACGGCAACUUUGUGGAUGUUUCGGGAACGAAAUACGUGAUGGAGUCGAAAGGACUGAAGAUUCUGAAUGCUACAAGAAAUGACACAGGGGUAUACACAUGUCGCGCAAUACAGGGCAGCAGUGACAGCAGCUACAUCCAGAGCAUCGACAUCUCUCUUAAAGUCCAACAUAAACCGGAAUGGAAGACGCAAACAACAGAUCCUGUGGUAAUGUACGGGUACAUAGGCGGAGAGACGAACCUGACUUGUGAGGCUGUAGCGCAGCCCGAGGCAGACUACACUUGGAACAAGCAGGGGAAGGAUGUCAAGCACUGGAAGUACAACUACACCGAGAUAAUGGAGGGAGAUCGAAGUGUUCUUAAGCUUUACAUCCACAGCGAUGUAGUUUUCGGAAUCUACAACUGUCAGGCAAGGAACAAAUUUGGGACGAUCAGCAAGGCUAUCGAGCUAAAAGAAGGAGAGAAACCUGGACCUCCUACGGGAGUCCGCGUGGUUAAGACUGAGGUCCACACUGCGGAGCUGAAGAUCGCCAGCGACGUAGUAGACCUGGUGGGUUAUAGAGUGCAAUUCGUUGUCACUCUGCCAGGUCAAGAGGUCACCUGGGAACAACCUGAGUACCAGGAUCUACCCAAGACGGAGGACAACCACUACACCAUCAUUGACCUCCUAGAGAACACAUCCUACACGGUGAGGGUGGCAGCUCGCGGCCCUGCAGGGCUCAGUGACUAUACGGAAUCUACCUACACCCUCCGGACCCUUAAGGUUGGAGAUAUGACCACGAGUAGGACUUCUGUGUGUACCGUAUACUGGCUCGUCGUGCUGCUCGCUCCACUCGUUCUGCUGACCUCCGUCCACUAGACUGCGCAAGGAGAGAUCCCGAUCACUCCCGCAUCUGGAGAUCGGCCCUCCGUGGUACAGUGCAGAUACCACUAAGACUUCGGGGUUCCUCCAUUCAACACUAACUACUUUUUGUUACUGAAAGUGAAUUACUCGUAAAUACAGCAUUAAUGCUUCCGCAAAUGUAUGCAAAACAAUGCGUAAAUUGUAUGAAAAUUCUCUUAAUUUACUUGGAUUUACAAAAUAUUGAUCGUAAAAAUUAAAUAUGAUUUUCAUUUUCAUGUUUUAACAAACUUAAAAUUUAACUCUUAAUUUCAGAACUAUAUGAAUAAAAUUUUAGCUAGGCAAAAGACUUUAGAUUUGUAAUAUUGCUUAGGAAUUUUGUAUUUUGUUGACUGGAGACGUUAUAAUAAAAGCAUUGAACAUAAUUGUGCGCCAAAAACGGAAAAAGUUAACAAACAAACGCGCUAUUCGAUACCAAAGUUUGUAUAGUAGAAAUUAGUCCUAAAAAACGACCAAAGGUCAACUUUAAAAAUCACUACGAACAGAUUUGACUGUUGAACAUUUUACUUUGGGAUUUGUCCAUUUCUUUAUAUUCCAUGCGUGCGUGUGUUUGGGCGACUGUUGAAACCCUACCUAACUUCUUGUUAUAAAUAUAUAUAAAUUAUUAAUAUGGCAGUUGUGUUUUAAAAAUUUGACCAAUUUACCUUAUAGUUCUAUAGAAAACAUAUUUAUAUUUAUAAUAGUACUAACAAUAUUUUUAAUAUAAAAGUUGUUAUAAAGUUAAAAGUUUAUCAGCUGUGAUUUGUAUUUCCAAAUCAAAAUUAUUAUAAGACUAUUGUAGAGAUUGUUGAGUUAUAUUUCCAUAUACUCAUUUACUCCUUAACCCAUAUAUCUUGAUCACAGUUCUCUAAUAAAAGAAAAAUGUCAAAUAAAUUUAAAAAUUAAUUAAAAAAGAUUUAUCAUGAUUUUUAUGUAAACGGGAAAUGUUAAACAAUGUAUCAAAUGACCGGGAUUUUGCUCCAAUAUAUUAAAUUUUUUUAGAAUAAACAAAUUUUGCAUAAGAAUAACUACUUAUUUAUACAUAUAUUUUGUUUACUGUCUCUUAUUUGACUUGUGCUUCUGAUGAUUAAUGUUGCUUUCCUCUUCCAUUUUUUGACAACAUAACUAAGUUUCAGGCUAAACAUGAAUGUGGCGAAAUUAUAUAAACAUUUUCAUUAUUGAUAUUACAAUGCCUAGUGACUAAUGAAUAGUUAAUAUCUCAAUAUCUGUUAAUUACAAAUUUGUCAGAAAAUUAACCAAACCAAAAUGUCGUGUAUAUAUAGCUAUUAAAUUUGUGUACUCUCGCAAAGCGCCACUUAUGGAAAUUUAUUAAAAUAGCUUUGAAGCAUAAACGCCUGGCCAUAGGGAAACAUGUACUGUACCUAUUGAAGUUGAGAUUAUAAAACACAAUUAUAAAUAUAUAUACCUGUUGAGAGUGUGAUGCUUAUGUAUGUGUGAUAUAUGUUUCACGGUCGAGAUAUAUUUGUAAAUAUGUAGAAUACGAGUAAGAAGGUGAUGUGAAUCUCUUGUAUAUACAUAGUAUAAAUUAAGUAGAUAUAAGCUGUAAACGGCAGUCGUCUCCUCUGUACUAGUCACAUUAGGUCGAUUAUUUUAUUUUUUAUAAAGUUACAUAUGUAUUCGUACUGUGUCCAAAUAAAAAUAUAUUCACUUUUCUACAUAUUCGUAUACUUAAUAACAUCCAAUAAGUAACUUCCGGAAUUAUUAUUCAACGCAAUAUUUGAGAAACGUAACAAUCCAACAACUUUUUCCAUGAUAAUUACAGCUUGUUUAGUUUUCUGUUUUCAGUGGUGUAACUUAUUUAAAUAUCGAAUCUUAUAAUAUUUUACCUACACUGAUUUAUAAAUUAUGUAGCAUAAAAUUAGACAUAAUCGGCCUUUUGGUACUAAUUAAAAAUAUAUUUAAAGUUACACGAUAUCUUUGCUUACUGUACCCGUCUAACUGUGAUGUUUAUAAAUUUAAGUUUUUCUUUUAGUUUGAUUCGAUAGGCUCAGAGCGUUCACACUUUCAAUUAUAGCUACACACACCGUUUCCAUAUGUAAUCAUGCCAAAAAUUCAGUAUAUCGUUAUAGAAUUUUUAAUACUGAAACGUUCAACGGUAGAAUUGCAUUUGUUAAAAUUUAAAAUUACUCAAUUAUGUUUAUACCUGUAUGUAUAAUUAUUUUAGUUUUCGAUUUUGUUAAUAAAACUUAUAUUUAAUAA